AAAUGUAGAGAGAUUCAGCAGUUCAGCGCCAGAACCAAAAACCUUUGUGCUUUUGAUUUCAGACCUUUUAUGCACGAGAUCACCAAGUAAGCUGAGGUGGAGAACCAUUGCAGUAUGGUUGAGAUAUAGCAAGUGAUCAGGUCUUAUAAAUACUGGGGAGCAGACCCAUUAAUCAGUUUUGUAGGCAGUAGGAGUCUUGAAUUUCAUCCGGGCAGCCACAGGAAGCUAAUGUGGAGAGACCAUGAAAGGUCAUACAUGGAAACACUUCAGCAGGUCAAACACAACUCCUUCAUCAGUGUUUUGUAUCAGCUGGACAGGUUGGGUGGCAGAGGCCAAAAGGCUGGACAACAGGGGGUUCCAGUAGUCCAGGCAAGAUAUCACCAUGCAGUGGACCAGGAGUUGCAUAGUAUGUCGUGAGAUAGGGGCAGAUCCUGUGGAAAUUGUGCAGGAUGUAGGCAAGCUGCUACUUUUCAUAAAGAUCUGUAUCUGUAGCCUUCAUACAUUACUUUCACCUGCUGCAAACAGUGUUUUUCUGAAUGGGAAAAGUCUGCUGGAAACCAUUUGCUGACAGCAGAAGUGAGCCAUGUUCAAAUCGUGGCUCUCGGGCAAACACCAUAAGUGAAGCAGUCUUCAAAAAAGAUUCUGCUUGUUUCUACAUUUAAUGAAUAAUUUCAGCUAACGUGGAAAGAAGCUUGAACUACUACAAGUGGUGCCCAUUCACAGUUCUCAUCAAACCAACCAGACUUGAAAUAAUAGCCAGACAGGAAUUAACCUGUUGACCUGGAGAGGAAAGAUGUAUCAAUCCAAGAACCCUCAUCCUUGACGUUCCUGUACCUGAAACUUGGCCUUGUUUGUUGUACCUCGGUACCUUUCAACGAGCAACAAGAGCACAGCAAAGAGAAUUUCCACUGACCCUCAGACUGUCAUAAUCUGCCUUUUGUGCUGGAAGACAAAUGCACGUUACGUGAUCCUCAUAUCGGCUUCUGUCUCAUCGGGGAGUAUGGGAAGGAUGCUCGGGUUCUUCCUCCUCCUCAUUGUGGGAUUUUUUUUUCCCUGGGCUGAGGCCCCAAGAACGCUGAUUUAUUUAUUUAUUUGUUGACUUGCCACUGUUAUAAGGACUUUUAUUCUACAGAAUACAAAGCCUCAUCAUAAACCCCCUAAAAACUAGGCUGUUUUGACGUAGAACUACAUCUUUCUCCUCAAUACGUGGGGGGGUAACUUGGGAAUUGGCUGUCACAAAAAAAUGCAGCCCUUCUCGCCGCUACUGCUCGCAGAUGAAGACACAGAGAGAUAGUGCAUAUACCGUUGGACAGAGGAAGGAACACCGCAUCAAAUGAGGUAUGAACGGGCGCUGCCGGUUCAGCCUAAGCAGGCUGGCACUCUUGCGAAAAUGUCCCUCAUUUGGCUCGUUAUGGAGUUGCCGCACGUUGCAGUAUAUGUCAUCACGUUCAAACCACGUCAUAGCGUUGACGUCAGCACAUCAGCUCGUCGCUAGAGAGUCGUGCUAUCGGACACGUAUCGCACCGGCAGGAAAACGACACAGCGGCUCAGCGACAGCGUGAGCAGCGUGCGCGGGAGAAGGCGGCGUGGGAGGCUGCAAAAUCGCCUCAGGUGGCCUCGGAGCCUCAACCAUCGACUUCUCGCGCACCCGACAUCGCUGUGCAGCACGAGCCCAUGUACGUGGAUGCAGCAGCGACCAACCUGAUAUUUGGCCAAGUGGCUGAGCUUGGUGAUUUUGACCCAGUGGAACAUGCCCCGGAUUUGGUGUCAGAGUUCCGCUUUGUGCCUGAGCAGACUGAAGAAAUGGAGCUGGCCAUUUACAACGCAUGGAAGGAGUGCAGGGGCCAGACGCCAGCGCAAGCUGAAAUAAACUACUUAAACAAGGCCAAGUGGCUUGAGAUGUAUGGAGUGGACAUGCACAAGGUCAAGGCCCGCGAUGGCAACGAGUACAGCUUGGGGCUCACCCCCACUGGAGUGCUCGUGUUCGAGGGGGAAACAAAAAUUGGCCUCUUUUUCUGGCCUAAGAUUACUUGUCUAGACUUUAAGAAAAGCAAGCUGACCCUGGUGGUGGUGGAGGAUGAUGAGCAGGGGAAAGAACAGGAGCACACGUUUGUGUUCCGCAUGGACCAUCCAAAGGCCUGCAAGCACCUGUGGAAGUGCGCUGUGGAGCACCAUGCUUUCUUCCGGCUGCGUGGCCCCGUCCAGAAGGGCUCCGCUCACUCUGGCUUCAUCCGCAUGGGCUCCCGAUUCCGAUACAGUGGGAAGACAGAAUACCAGACGACCAAGGCUAACAAAGCCAGGCGGUCUGCCUCCUUUGAGAGGAGGCCCAGCCGCCGCUACUCCAGGAGGUCUUUGCAGCACAAGGUUACCAACAAAAACCAAGAAGCACACAAUAAUGGAGUGGAUCCCAACAAAGAUGUGCAGUCCCGCAGUCCCUGGUCUGCCUUGCCUGUGGUCACCUCUUUGCCCUCUGACCCUGGGCCUGUGGAAAUUGAGUCUCUCCCCAGGAGUCCGGGAGGCAACCAAUCGGAGAAAAAGAGUUUUCCCCCUGUGGUCAGUUUGCUGGACUCCAGGGAUCUGCUGGAGACUUGCAUCGAUGAGGUGCUCAGGGUGCCUGGCCCCACUGUGAUGCCAAGUCCGUCAGAGGGAGAUGGCACUAGCGCAGCAGCAACCUCCUCUACCACUGCGGAGGAGUGCAUAACGCUAAGUGAGGCGGCUGUGAGACUGAAGCAGCUGGAGAUUGAUUGUGUGCCAAACGUGACCCCGUGCAGGUCCAACAUCAAUGUCAACAUGAACAACCAGGGGGAUGUCGAGAAACUGACGGAGAAGUGCUUGAGCGGUGUCACCGUAAGCCCAGUGCUCACUCCACUGCGCCCCCCUGAGGAACUGAAGAGCAACAUCCUGAAAGCACAGGUGGAGGCAGCCCUCAAGGGUUCAAGGGAUGAGCACGUAGCUUCGGGUGAGAAGAACUGCAACCUUCGGGAGGUGGUGGCUAGGAAUAAGGGCCACAGUGGUCACCUCGGCAGCAACUCUUCCCUAAGCACGAGUGGACGGCCUGAGCACCAGGAAUCUUGGGAGCUGCUGAAAACAGGUGUGUUGCCCUGCGUUAAAGCCAGCGAUGGACUGAAGGUGGAAGACGAAGUGGCCCAUUUUACUGCUGACCCCAUCAAUGAGACGCUACCUCCUAAGGUGAUGUCAGCACCGGCAGAUGGUCUGAAGUCAUACGUCUCAGUGAUGCUGGAGGAGCUGGAACCACAGGCUGCACCCAUGAGUGAUAACCUGAUAGACUUCACAGAUCCCAUUCUGGUAGAAAACGUGAAACCAGUGAUGGCUCCACGAUGGAUCAUCCCAGCAGCUGCACCUGUCCCUGCUUCGUUCACCCAGAUGGGCGUCUUUGCCAACGGCCUUCCGGAAGGUGAUUCUGUGGCAGAUGCUGCAGCAGCCCUUGUCUCUGUCCCUGCUGAAGUGGGUGCCAUCGCGACUCCCCCACAGCUCUCCCAUACUCGCACCGUCAUCGGAGCCAGUAGUGGAACCCAGCUGAGCAAGGAAGAGCUGUCGAAAGUCCGGCGUCUCCUCACCACCGAACUCUGAGGGCCUCGCAUUGCUGCUGCUGUCCUCCGUCUUAGCACUGGCAUCUUGGAAUGAACUUGGCCGAAGGAAAGCCCCCCUUCUAAGUACAUUCCUCAUGAAAGACUUUGGAUUUUUUUAACUAAAUUUUUAAAGCAGCUAUGGUAUAAUCAGUUUUUAUGACUUGGUAAUGCACUGCUUUUAGAGGUAUAGAACAUAGAAACCACUGAAAUAAGCACAACAGGAGACCCGUGAAAUGUCAUCCUGGACAUGUGUGGGACACGGCUGCCUUCCAUGUGCGUUCCGCUUCCCGCCGAGGUCCUCGGAGCACAGCACCUCCGAGCCGCUUUCAAGAGCCGCCCGCUGGGCCUGAGCUAAAGCAAACUCUAGUGCUUCCCCAUCAGCCGAGCCUGACCAAAGCUGCAGCUCAAGGGCCCGGAUUAGCAGUCGUAUCCUUCUCAGGCGCCAGGGUCUGUAGAAAAUUUUUCCGAGUUGUGCAGAAGUUGCACUGAGGAGCGGAUGCGGUCGUGGCAUUAAAGGCUCUACAGGAGAGCAACUUGUUGCGAACACUGUCAACGUGCUGUUGAUGCAAAGAUGUGCUGAGCCGUCGCCGUCGCCGUUUUCUGCUUUGUCUGUGAACAGACGGUACUUCGGUUUUGUGCAACAAUUAGUUUUAAUCUGCCUUAUAUUUUGAAUUCUUAGUUUACUAAAUGCUACUUACUACUUGUAUCAUAUAGCAUGUCUUGGUCCCCUUCCCCCAAAGACUACCAUCUGUGAUGCGUCAUGUGGUCACUGAAGUCACUGUGGUCAUGUGUAACACUGAAGAUGUAAACAAAUGCCAGUGGCCAAGACGGCACCAAGUGUUUCCUGUAUGUAACGGUGCCGCGCACACCUUGUAGUACAGCAAAGCUCCGGCUGCGUAUUGCAGUGCAGUCAGGGCCAAGCGGCUGCCGCCUUCACUCACUCUGGCUCUGUGAAGCUGUACUAUUCCACAGAGCUCGUCAUCCCAGAGUAAGGCCCCCCCCCCCUCCCCUCAGGGCUCCAGGAACUCCAUACUGUGAAAGGGUGAGAAGCCAAGUGUUUGGUGCUCAUCUUUUAGCCAUUAGGGACACUGUGUUGUACAUCUGGCCCUUCGUACCCUUCAUGGACGGAAUACUGUUGAAAGUCUGCUUUUCUGUCUUUCGGAAAUAUUCUCCUGUAAGGGUGGGUAUUUGAAACCCUUGUAUUUUUAAAUUACAUGAACAUUGUAACCUGAGUAUCCUCAGAGGAAAUGCAUUAGAAGUUGUAGGCCUGUUAUUUGGACCACUGCAAACAGAUCUGCUGACUUUUUUUUUUUUUAAAACUUUUGUUCACCAUGUAAGUGCAAUUUGCUGUAGUUCUUCCUUUUAUUUAUUGUUUUUAUUCUCAUCACUUUUCUGUACAUUUUUGUGUAAUGCAGGUGUGAAGACAUUUAGGGGGCACAGAACUUUUUUGUAAUAUUUUCUAUGUACUGUGUAUUCAUGAGGUCUGACAUGUAAAAGUUUUCCUACACUACAUACUUGCGAUGUAGGAUUCCUCUAAGUAAAACACACGUAGAGCUGCAAUCUGUGUGUCAGGCUCAAGCGUGAUGAUUCUUUGCACAUUUCUCCAGAAGGACUCGUGAGAUGGGAGUGCAACAUGUAAGGAUCAGUGUUAUGUAGCCCUACACUCCCUUUGCUUCUCAUUGAUGAUUAGGUUGCUGUGCCCUGGUGAAUUCCCUGUGUUGGACAGAAUUAGGAGAAGAGACUACAAAGGAAAAAAAAUUUAUUUGGCAACAGUUCUUAUAAACAGGCAAUGGAUUUAAAAUUCAGAAACCUCAUCUGCGCUUUAAAGGGUAUGAAAUUGCUAGAGAAGAGUCACCAAAGUAACGACUUGCUAAGUUAAGCAUCCCUCACUUAAUGAUCUUAAGUAUAAAAUGAACACAAAAACAUUGAGGACACACUGAAUUGUCAGAAUGAAAUGGAUUAAUGACAGCUCAAAGCUCACCUCUUCCCUUGGAAGAUUAAGCUUUUUCCUUUUGGUCAUAUAAAAAAAAUGCAGUGUAUCAGCUGUGUAAAAUUCUGAAGAUGACAAAAGUAAUUUCUCCACUGAAUGUUUAAUUCAACGCAAGUAUAAUGGCUAUUACUGUGGGAGCAAAGGGUAAAUGGGUUGGAAAAGUAAAAAAAAAAAAAAGUUAAUACUGCCAGAUUUCCACUUCUUUGUACAAGUUGUAACCUGAUUUGAUUGUGAAUUAACAUUUCUAGAAAAAACUAGAACAAGAGCUGUUCAAAAUGACACCGGAACUGUACUUUCAUCAAUGUAGCUGUAGUCGACUGAGAAGGUCAAGCACUGCGGUACAAUGAGGACGUUUGAGCAACAGUUGCGGUUGUUGAAAAACCACUUGCUGUGCUGCUGCUGCGCUUAUAGGAGGAUUUCGCUACAUGAACAGUCGAAAAGCACAGCAAAUAAAGUGACAAAGGCAGAGGUCCAGAUAAAAAUUAAGUUUAAUUUGCAUAGGAUAAGGCCACAUGUAUUCACAUGGCUGAAAUCAUGCUCAAUUUGAGGAGGAAGGUGGUAACCCGCCACGCAAACGGUUGCAGGGCUGCUUGCGAAGACGAACGGCAGCUUGUUUUUCCUACUUCCAAGAGCAGCAGCGCCGAGCCCUCGUAUAAUUUGAGUUGUGUAACAGAGCUACAGCUGCGGCAACUAAUAGUUUUGCUUUGUCGCAUCUUGCGUUAAAAGUUCACCGCAACAGCACCAGCAGUAGUAACUGAAGCAGAGGCCCACAGCGACGAGCAGGUGGCGUUUGAGUGGGCGAGUGAAGCCGAACCCAGCGCUGCUGCGCCUGAGCCUGUCCUCCAGGAGCUGAAGUGAAGCACAGGAACGAACUAGGGCUUGUUGGUACACAAGCUACUGCAGGAAGUGUACUUUUCAAAGCAAUACUUUGGCAGUGAUAGUUCUAUACUUUUACUCGUGUAUAUUUGCAUAGACAGUAUACUUUUGCCUCCUCCCUCAAUGUUCUCACCUUUGAACGAGUAGCAGCAGCUCUCUUGUCUUUCUUCUAUGGAUUUCAUGCUCAGCUGUCAGCUACCAUUUCCCCUUUAAGCAGUUAGUCAAAAUUAUGACUUACCCCUAACUCUUACAUAAAGAGCACUCAUUUCAACACUGCGCUAUGCUUCCUGCUUAGGAAAUCUUAACCUCUGACUAUCUAAACUUAAGGCUUUGGAGGAGCUGCCCUAGAGCUCAGGGGAGGGUAAAACAGGGUAAAACGCCAUGGCCUCCAAUUCAGUAGUUUUAUACACUGAAAAUGAGUAACACCUACCAUUAAUUUGGCCUUUAGCUGAUGUUUUUACCCACAGUAACUGACACUGCUAUAAAAGUUUAGUUGUAUUUCUACCGCUAGGACACGGUUUGCUCUCAGUAUCCCGACAGGUGACACUGCCAACUGUCCCCUGGCCAGAGUAUCAUAUCAUGGGUCAUCACAGCAGUUGCCAUGUCUCCCGAAGGCCGUCUGUGCGCGCACACUUUCUGCGCACUUAAGCUGAUGCUACCAACACAUUCAAGUUGAAUAAAAUUACUCACUGAAAGGGAAGGCAUGAAAACUGCACCCUGACAAGCAGGAUGAACAAAAUGGUCCACAUCUGAGAGAGCAAGAUGAUGGGAGGAGGGACAAGGUCUGGUUUCACUGUUAAAAUGAAAGUUAAAAGGUGCAAAAUGCACCUACUUUGAUCUCUAUUAAGGGGGGGUGGGGAUUUUGCCCACAAACUGACCCUGUUUCAUACUCAGGGUACUGCAAAAGCUAAAUUAUAAA
Messenger RNA from Scleropages formosus (Asian bonytongue), 7375 nucleotides. RefSeq names its product band 4.1-like protein 5. NCBI's taxonomy places the organism in Eukaryota, Metazoa, Chordata, Actinopteri, Osteoglossiformes, Osteoglossidae. Gene Ontology annotation, cellular component: cytoskeleton. The record is from RefSeq and is a predicted model, not a curated record. The transcript has 20 exons. Gene Ontology annotation, biological process: actomyosin structure organization. Gene Ontology annotation, molecular function: cytoskeletal protein binding. Bases 1675 to 3591 code for a protein of 638 amino acids.